This is a messenger RNA of Perca fluviatilis (European perch), 5252 nucleotides long. RefSeq names its product XK related 4 (gene xkr4). NCBI's taxonomy places the organism in Eukaryota, Metazoa, Chordata, Actinopteri, Perciformes, Percidae. The record is from RefSeq and is a predicted model, not a curated record. Gene Ontology annotation, biological process: phosphatidylserine exposure on apoptotic cell surface; engulfment of apoptotic cell; apoptotic process involved in development. Gene Ontology annotation, cellular component: plasma membrane. Bases 1003 to 2853 code for a protein of 616 amino acids. The transcript has 4 exons.
UUAAGUGUAGGCUACUUUACGUUUGUCUGUUUUUCUGGUUUAUUGGUACAGUCUACAAUACUAUUUUAGACAAUGGUAUUCUUUCAUCUCUGUGUCAACAGGUUGGGGAAGGGUUUAAGUGUGAGAUGGACUUGGUGGCGAAGGAUGUGGUGAGUGCUGUUCAUGUUUGAGAACUGCUUAAGCACUUGAUGAAAACUAAAGAGUAUGACGCUCAAGUUCCUGCAGCAGCCACAGAGGAGCAGUAAGUAACUGUCCAUGGUGCUGAAGACCAGUCUUGACUCUGCAGGACUGUAUAGGCUGCUUCCCUUCAGGUGUUUUAUAACCUGAUUCACGCGGCAGGCUGCAAGCUGACAGGUAGAAGAUGUGUUGGCACGUAAUAGGAGAUUUUGACGAGACUAUAGCCUACUCUGUGCUGGUAUGGAGAUCAAACGGUAUGCAAACAGCUGAGAGACAGACAGGAAGAGGGGGAGUCAACGAGAGAGAGAGAGCGAGAGAGAGGGGGGGUAUGAUGUCAUAGUUUUAAGUCUGUGCCAUAGAAGAAGCAGAUGGAUGCAGCCGUCCUCGUUUUCCUUCGAUCCUGUUUCCAUUUCCAUCGCCAACAUCAGCAUCAACAUCAGGACCCAUCGAGGACAAAAGAGUGACAAACCGCAGAAAGGAGAAUCUGUGGUGAAGGGAGUCUGUCUGCAGGUGGAGGAAACAAAGCGGAAAAAGCCUCCCGUCGGCUGGAUGUUAAGCGGAUCGUCAACCGAAAGAGAAGUCCAAUAAAGACGUGAUAUGGACCAAAAUAUCGGAGCAAGCACUGGGCCAGUACUCUUUCCUGGCUUUAUUCUGUAUUAUGAGCAGGCGGCUGUGUAGAGGAGCUAGUCCUGCCCAGAAAGGAGGAGGAGUAGGAGAGACACACACAGAAGGGUGUCGACGGAGAGAGGCAGGGGAAGAGGAGAAGAGAAGAGCAGGGGAGGAACGGAGGAAAAAAUAAUAGAGUGAUAUUUCAAGCUUCCAAUAAUGGCGGCUAAAUCGGACGGGGUCCUGAAGAUGAAGAAGAGCGACGUGGCCUUCACCCCCCUGCAGAACUCGGAUCACUCCGGCUCGGUGCAGGGGCUCCACCCGGGCGCCCAGCCCGACUCUGCGGGCACCGGGGACGGGGACUUCGCCAACGGGGAGUCGCGGUGCUGCGGCGGGGGCGGCUCCAACUCGACGUGCCUUCGCCCGGGCAGGGAGCAGCAGAAAUACACGGUGUGGGACUGCCUGUGGAUCGUAGCCGCGGUGGCCGUGUAUCUGGCCGACGUGGGCACCGACGUGUGGCUGUCGGUCGACUACUACCUCCGCCGCGACUACUGGUGGUUCGGCCUGACGCUCUUCUUCGUGGUGCUGGGCUCCUUCUCGGUCCAGCUCUUUAGCUUCAGAUGGUUCGUCCACGACUUCACCACCGAGGACGGCGCGGAGUCCGCCGCCGACUGCUCCCACAUGGACGGGAACAAGCUGCUGAGCGGCUCGGCCUCACACGGCGACGUUACCGCUCAACACCACCCGGCCACGCCGCAGAGACAGGCGUCGACCGCCAGCAAGAACACCACGACCAACAGCACCGCGAGCACCGCGCUGGGCAGCAGGAGUAGAAAACGGUCGGCCUACUACUCCUUCUGCGUCUGGUUCGGCCAGUCCGUCAUCCACAUCCUCCAGCUGGGCCAGAUAUGGAGGUAUUUUCAUACCAUCUACCUGGGCGUUCGCAGUCGUCAGAGCGGUGAGACGGAGCGCUGGCGUUACUACUGGAGGAUGGUCUAUGAGUUUGCAGAUGUGAGCAUGCUGCAUCUCCUGGCCACCUUUCUGGAGAGCGCUCCACAACUGGUGUUGCAGCUGUGCAUCAUCAUACAGACACACAAGCUCCAGGCUGUGCAAGGUAUGACAGCUGCAGCCUCCCUCGUCUCUCUGGCCUGGGCCCUGGCCUCCUACCAGAAGGCCCUGCGAGAGUCUCGGGAUGACAAGAAGCCCAUCAGCUACCUGGCUGUCAUCAUCCAGUUCUGCUGGCACUUCUUCACGAUCGCUGCGAGGGUCAUCACCUUCGCCCUGUUUGCCUCUGUGUUCCAACUCUACUUUGGCAUCUUCAUUGUCCUGCACUGGUGCAUCAUGACCUUCUGGAUUGUCCACUGUGAGACAGACUUCUGCAUCAGCAAGUGGGAGGAGAUUGUGUUUGACAUGGUGGUGGGCAUAAUCUACAUCUUUUCCUGGUUCAACGUCAAGGAGGGACGGACAAGGUGUCGGCUUUUCAUCUAUUACCUGGUGAUUCUGGUGGAGAACGCUGCUCUCAGUGCGCUGUGGUAUCUCUACCGGUCGCCUCACACCACCGACGCCUUUGCAGUGCCAGCACUCUGCGUCAUCUUCAGCAGUUUCCUCACCGGUGUGGUUUUCAUGCUCAUGUACUAUGCCUUUUUCCAUCCCAACGGGCCGCGCUUUGGCCGCUCGCCGAGCGGCCAGGGUCUCGACCUAGACCCCACGGCUCAGUUCUCCACGCUACCGUCUGAAGGUGCCACCAACUCGCUGCGUUCCAACCGAGGUGCCAGCUCGACCCUGGAGCGUGACGCGGGGAAGUAUUCCGAGCGGGACGGCUGCAUGCCAGUUUUUCAGGUGCGACCCACAGUGCCAUCCACGCCAUCGUCUCGCGCCCCGCGCCUCGAAGAGACCGUCAUCAAGAUCGACCUCUGUAGGAACCGCUAUCCAGCCUGGGAGCGCCAUGUCCUCGACCGCAGUAUACGCAAGGCGAUCCUGGCCAUAGACUCCUCGCUGACUCCUCCACGGCUGCAGUACAAGGACGACGCUCUGGUGCAGGAGAGGUUGGAAUAUGAGACCACGUUAUAGUUCCACCCUGCUCUCGGAACCCAGAAACGGGUGCGACCGUCAGAGGACUAUCCUGCUAUCAUGGAAAAAAAACAGCAACAGGGACUGUGGCAAUAAGAAUUUGUUACUACCAACAAUCUCACUUUUCAUCUCUCAUUCCCCUUUUUUUUCUUUUUCUAUUCCUCGGCAUCGGAGCCCACCCGGGAGCAUUCAGCCCUCUUGGUAGUGAUCGGAGGAGUCCAGUCAAUGUCAGCGGGCGUGUUUGGGUUCUUGGUAGGGUUGUUGCUGUUAUUUUUUUACUUCCACUCAUCAGGGAAUUCCUGUCCGAUAUGAACUAAAUGCAACAGAGUGCUUCGACACUCUGCUCAGACCGUACGAAAAGCUGGUUAAGGUUGGGAACGUUAAAACGAUAACGAUAAAACAAGCAUAUGUCCAUCCAGACGAGUUUUAACUCCUCUGAUGUUCUACUUUAGCCGCAAUGACACCGGAAUUACACAGAAAUUCCUCUAAGGAAAGGAAACGAUCCCUCAUUCAUCCGUAGAAACUUCUAACAGACAUAUCUUGUCUUAAUGUGCUGGUGACUUACGGUUUGGAAGUUGUGAAGAUGUGAUCCCAUAGCAGCCACAACUGGGUGGGUACUUCCAUCAGUAUCUACACGAUAACACUCAUCGCUCCACUUCUCUCAGUGCCAAAAAAGGUUCCAUGGAAAUGUCCUCCAGAUUCUGAGGAGAACCACCUCAUGCCGGGUUCAGACUAUAUGACAUCAGCCCGAUCAUGCUGCCAACCCGGCAGACGUUGAGGCGUCGGUUAAGAUUGGGAACGACAAUGGGCGUCCGGCGCAACAGUCGAUCGUUUUUAUCCCAUUUAGUGUGUCACGGUACGACAGCCGGCAGAAUUUCUUUUUUUUGCUUUCCAAGACGUGUUCCCUCAUCUAGGCCUGUAACAAUUGUUGCAUAAUUGUCUAAUUAAUUUUGUUUUUACAUUAUCGCGGUUUCUUUAUUUACUAGCAAUCAAUUGCUAACAUUAGCCAAGGUCCUAAGGGGUGUGGCUGGUGAUGGUAAUUGUCAGUUUUAUGUUCAUUUAAGAAAAAAAAUACAAUGUUUUAUUAUAAUAAAGAGGCGCGGUUUACUUCAUAGGCUGUGCAUUUGUGUUAUACUACAUUAUCUGGGUCACAUAACAGUGAUAUAACCAAAAGAUGUAUCCUGGGAUUCAUUCACAACUUUAAUUCCUUUGCAAAAGUAAUGCAUAAAUACAUCUUUUUUUAAAUUUGACUGAAAGAGACAAUUAUAUUGUUAAUGGCAAUUAUUUCUGAGACAAUUAAUUGUAAAGUAAAAUUUGGAAUUGUUGCAGCUCUACCCUCAUGUUCGUGACUCUGACCAAUAUCGCCAAGAGAAAGAGGAACGGUGUUGUUGGUGCUGCAGGUGGAACUGUGAAACAGAGGAAAGGUCACAGUCGUUUUUUUUUCUUUCCUUUUGUUUUUAGGCUUUUCCGACACAUGAGACAGCCAGCGUCAUACAUGCCGCCACUUUUUCUUUUCAUACUUGUUCCUAGCACCUCCUUCCCCGAUGACAUCACAGGCAUCGGGAAAGACGCCAAGCUGUGAUCGUUCAGGGCACCAAAGUGUAGUCUGUCAUGUCUCUCAGCCUAGUCCUGGCAGUGAUUUAUGACUCGCCUCAUAUGACACAGGGAGCAUCGUAACGGACUAAAAUAUGGUGUAGUCUGAACCCGGCAAUAGAAAUGGCUGGGGAGUCCAAAAUGUUCUUCUCUGGCCUGGACAUUUCAUUCCUCUUGGAUAAGUAUGGUCUACACUUUCAGACAGAAAGUGAACUACAUGAAGACAGUGGUCAAAGUAGCAUCUAUACUCAGUGUUUUGUUUGGAUUAAAUCAGCCAAACCUGGCAGGAAGUAAGGGCAUGGAGCGAGAAAAGAAGGGGUGAAAGCUGGACAGAAACAACCUCACUGUCUUUUGUCCCAUAAGGAAAUAAGUCAAACUCCACAAUGCCAAGAAAAAAAUCUUCCUGGCAGCUCAACGCAACUAUUUGCAGUCCAGCCUCAUAAACCUGGCUGUGCAGUGAUACUGAUCUUUGCUUGUCUGUGGAGGCUAAAGUGGGGGAGAGAAGCAGACGAAACGAGCAAAACGCCAGACGGCAACGAAAAGGAGAUGGCCGGACAGGGUGACGCAGGAAAUGUAAAUGAGUCCAAGAUGGAGAAGAAGAGAAAAAAGGCGGACUAGCAGCCGUCUCAGCCAAACUCAAACCAAGCACCAGGAUGUACAGUUCUCUGAUACAACAUGCAGCAUUUUUUUUACUUUAGAGAUGAUGUAGAGGGUACUGAAGUCAUUGUCUGUGUUUUUAUGUGUGUGUACGUGUUGGCAAUAGGCAACAUUUCGACUUUAAAUCUGCUUGUUUUUUGAUAAACACA